AUGAAGGCCAUCAACGAGGCUUGCCGCUCUAAAGGCGGCCACUAUGCAACGUACAGUUGCCAGGUGGUCUCCUGGGAUGAUGUCAGCCGCGGGACAACGGGCGGCUCCUUGUCUUGCUGGGGGGCGAACAUCACGGACACCUACCUCAAGAGCAAGACUGGGCAGCGCCUCUUUACGGUGCGCAGUGACAACUGGAACGAAAAGCUGGGCGUCGUCUCUGCCGAUGAGGUGGCCGUGGUAGCCUCUCGCACAGGUGGCACGCUGCAGCCAGUGACACUUCGGAACGUGUUGCAGCAAAUGGGUGCUUACGGCAGCUACGCUGGCCUUGAAGGACAGACUGAUCUGUCGAACGCAGCCCUAGAUGCGCAGUGCUCCAUUCGUUUCCAGACCACCUUCAUUCCCGUGGAGGAAUCCUCCGGUGGCAGAGGGAAACUUGAGUUUGCGACAGAGGCUUACAACUACAACACCACUAGCGACUCGGAUCCGCGGAAUCUCGUGUUACUCUGCACAAGCCAGGGCAUGGCUGUGCAGCAGGACGGGCGCGGCUCAAAGAGGCUCUUUCACCACGCGGUGGAAGGAAAUGGCAAGAUCCACCGCUAUUGGCUUGAAGCUGAGGAGAGCUCCCACAAGGUUGGCGGAGAGCAGCGGGAGUCUGACCAGGAGCGGGCCGAGGCCUUGGCUCGUGGCAAGGCCACUUCAAGCGUCAUCGGCGUCCGGGCGAUGGGACAGCGCUUCAACGUGCUGAUGACCGUCCAGGUCCCUCUGCAGCAGCAACCUCGACGCCAGCCUCAACUCAAAGGCGGAGGUUUGCUUGCGGGUCUCUGUGCGGCGCCAGCCUUGUUCAGCAGCAGCAAGAAUGCCAGCGGCGAUUCGUUGGAGGCCUGCAUGGAGAACGAUUGUGACGAUUGUAUGGAAAUGGAAAGCGCACCCCAGCUUCAGUCCUUGGAAUUCAAGUGUCGAAGCACAGCCGUUCGGAGAAGUGCUCCUGCACCCAAAGGGCUCAGCAGCGCCGCGCGCGUCUCUCGCGGCACGGAGCACGACGUCUGGAAAGGCUUGUCCAUCAAGUCGCCCAAGCGAAAUGGAACCGAGCACGUGACUGUAACCGUUGUGAUCUACAAUGCUGUCAGAGGGGGUGUGCCGACGCCACAGGACGUCGCGGCCGCCAUUGACGAUCUCGAGGGCCUCUACCGCGCCUGUGCCGACACUGGCCGCCUGGCAGACACCAAGUUCGAUUUCAUGAAGGAGCAACUAAAGGUCGACGAUAUGAUGGACAUCACAACGAAAAUUGCAUUCCAACCUCCAGCAGUGGACGUUCUCCAGCACGAUGUAUUUCCUGCCGCCUGA
Molecule: messenger RNA, 1344 nt
Organism: Symbiodinium sp. CCMP2456
Lineage: Eukaryota; Dinophyceae; Suessiales; Symbiodiniaceae
Source: the annotation of a GenBank genome assembly